AUGCCUUUGGAAGCCGAUGCCAAGAAGGAGUUGGAGGAGGCGAUCAAAGGCGCUUCCUCGGGCACGCUCGUCCAGGGAACGCAGCGGGUCUACGGAGUGCUGCAGAAGCACGGACUGCUCCGCAGACAGGUGGUGCAGCCAGGUUUGGUGGGGUGCCAUCGGGACAACAGAGACGGUUUUGGACUUUCUGUGAAAGAUGUGUCCGAACUCAUCACCGCCAUCAAGGAGGUGGGGUUUGAUCAUGGGGCAAUCAACGCUGUAGCAGUGGAGCUUUCUCCAGAUGAUGAGCUCACCUUCCAGUUCAACGAAAAGCUCGCCCGGGACAGCGGCUACAUGUUGCCUUCCGUACCCCGGCACCAGCUGAAGUUUGCUAGCCUUGCUGGCUCGCACACAAACGCAGCCUUGAGACUCAUUGCGGCUGGUGCGGAACACACAGACGGCGAUCUUUGCGUCCGUGGCAGAUUGGCGCUGGAACAGGUGCGCCAGGUCGACGCAGAGUUCGCUAGAGCUGUCGACGAAGGCGUGUCAUGGUACUGUGCAGGUGCCCCUGGCAUGCUCCAGAGGUCAGAGUCCUUUAUUAAGGCUCACGCGGUGUCAGGCAGGCAGCUUGGAGCCGACUUUUUCGAGAACUUGUCGCUUGACACAAAGCCGCCGACGGCCAACCAGUGCCUCAUGUUCCGUCACGCUCUCCUUCGCCUAGCCUACUCGGUACCAGUGGAGAAGUUUGUGACCGCGGCAGACGCCAAGAAGAUGCACAACAGGGAUGUCAAGGCUAAGGUGGACAUGGCCAAUUCCUUCAUGCAGAAAGCCAGCCAGCUGCCACAGAGCAGCCAAGUUCCCAGCGACCCGGCCAUCAGCUCCUGCUUUCUGGCUUGCGAGCAUGAGCUUGUGCUGAUUGCGUUGGACAAGAGGCAUCGCGACAUCAAUUGCCCCAGCACAAUGGAGGCAGCCAUGUGCAAGUUGUGCGAUUUGGUGGAAAAGGCCAGUGGAAUCCGCAUGACCACGGAAUGGGACAAGUUCAAGGAGGCCGCGGCCCAGGUAUCUGCAACUGCAGUGUCGUCUGUCCUGUUGCGGGAAUUCAGCUCCGAUGGCACCUUGAAGCAGCAAGCCAGCUUGCUGCGAGAGGAAGGCUUCGUGGAAGGGCAGUACCUUCAGCGAAAGACGGACAAGAUCGUGGCGAGGAUAGUGGCCAUGGAGGGCGAGAAGGUUACGCUCGCCAUCGAAGAUGGAAUGAUAUCCGGCAAAGCCCAAGUGAGCGUGUCAGCAUUGCUUAGCAAGCAAUGGAAAAAGAUCCAGCCACCGCAAGAGGCGGAGGAACUCACUGAAUUCCGCCAGCAGACCGCCAAGCAUUCGCCAGAGGUGAGACUCACGCUGGCGAAAGCGGACAUCUUGAAGAAGCUGGUGGGUCUUGAAGAGAAGCACUGUGCUGUGUACAAGGCCCUGAAGGUGAUGUUUAAGCCGCAAAAGGCGGUCAUAGCCACGCACGCAUUUGAAGCCGGCUGGUUGGUGUUGGUCCCAGUGUCCAUGAAGAUUGAUGCCAAACCCAUCGAACAGGAUGGGGGCCAAAGCGCAGUGUGCUUGGGGCGCGUGAAGGGUAGUGAUGUGUUUUGGCUGCAGCCCUGCUUUAUCCCAGACAAGGGGGACGGGCGUGCGUUUGUGGCGCCCUUUUGGUUUGUGCGCUCCACCAACGAGCAGUCAGAAGCCAAUUGCGCUCUGACAGACGAGGUAGAGCGCGACUUUAAGAACACAAACAUCAAGGUGCCAUUGUUGAAAAGCACUCGUCGCAUUGAGGCUGGGGAGCAGCUUCGCUGCUAUGUCCCCAAGCAAGCCAAGCGAGUGGAAGUUGAAGAGCUGAUCGCACUUCAUGAUCCCGAGCCUCCUGCCAAGCGCCGAAGGCACAAGCAGGGUCAUUGGACUCGCGAGUGUAGCUGCAGUGCCACCAUGGCGCGCUCUUCUUCUUCGGAUGUGGAGGGCCCCGAGACUGAGGAGCUGGUCCUGGAGAAGAUUUGGGUUGUUCGCGGCGCUGGCAAGGCGAGCAAGAAGCCGUGGCUCCCGUCGAUCCGGGAGAUCGAUGGCACCAACUUCAUCCGGCUCAACAAGUUCGACAGGGCGUUCGUUUUUUUUUGCCUCGGCAGAGGAAUGGACCUCCGGCAUGGGAGAACCAGGUCCUGCAACGUUGCAGGCUUUGACGCCCUGAUCAAGCAGCGCCGGGAUGCAUCCACUGAAGCUGUCAAGAGCGUCCUGGCGCUGGGCGAUGGCGACGGUGGCCGUGCGAAGCGCCGCAAGGUCAAAGACGAUGACGCUGCCCUGCUCACCAAGCAGUACGUCACUUUGACCCUUGAUCAGCUCGAGCAUGAGGGGAUCAGCUACGGCCCCAUCACAUGCAAAGCCAUUUGGGCCCUGCACGACUCCGACCUCUGGAUUGAGUUUCGCACGGACGCUCUGUACUACAUGCGUGCUUUGGUGCAACAGGGGCAUGCCGAGGGCAGGUUUGGGCGCACCCGGGAGAACAAGAAGAAGCAGGGCAGCCCCAAGAAGCGUGGAAGCCCCAAGAAGCGUGGAAGCCCCAAGAAGCGUGGCAGCCCAAAGAAGCGUAGCAAGCGUUUCAGCCCCAAGAGGCAAGGCGAUGAGGAGGAGUUCUCGGACGGCGAGAUCAAGGCCAAGCUGGGCGGCAACGAUGGGGAGGACUCAUCGGACAUCACGCUGACGCCCACGCCGCCGGCAUCUCGUCCAGUUGAUCUUGAAAGCCACCAGGAGAAGCUGCGGAGCCUCGCGUUCCAGAAGCAUGGACUACAUGCCACGAUGGCAAGGAUUGCGGCUUGGCGCCCACGGGAGAUGGGUACGACCCACCAGAAGCUGCUGUUCAAGGAGAUUUGGAUGCGCGGCCAGCUGGUGGUGGAGGAGAUGGCAGUGCACAUGAGUUUCAGUACCUUGGUACGACUGCCAAAUCACGCCCAGCUGUGCGUCCUCAUGGCAUUGGCGGAGCUUCUGGUGGGCAAGCAGAAGGAGAAGCUCGAGGUGGAGGUGGAGGAGAAGCGGCUCACGGCACCGGCGAACGUCAUGGUUGGCAAGCAGAUGGAGAUGGAGAAGCUCGCGGUGGAGGAGAGGACGGCGGAGCUUAUGGUGGGCAAGCAGAUGGAGACGCUCAAGGUGGAGAGGAUCACGGCGCGGCUCACGGCACCGGCGGAGCUUAUGGUGGGCAGCAAGCAGAUGGAGAAGCUCGAGGUGGAGGAGAGGAUCACGGCGCGGCUCACGGCACCGGCGGAGAUGGAGAAGCUCAAGGUGGAGGAGAGGAUCACGAUGCAGGCGGACGUCAUGGUGGGCGAUCACGAUGGCGCGGCUCACAACACCGGCGAACGUCAUGGUGGGCAAGCAGAUGGAGAGCCUGGAGAGGCUCAUGGAGGAGGGGAUCACGGUGGGCGGACAGAUGGAGAAGCUCGAGGUCGUGAUGCAGGAGAGGAUCAAGCUCAUGACAAGCCGGCCCGUGAUGAAGGAGAUGCAUGGUGGCACCAGACCAAGGAGGAAGAUGGUUGGUGGAACAACACAGAGCGAGACGAGUCGGGGUGGAUGGCGAGGCCGGUCACGGAGAGCUGGCCGGACAGCAUGAACACGGAGGACAAGCAGAGCGACGUGCAGGACAAGAGGCAGGACUUCCACAGCGUCCACGGGCCUGACCGCUGGACCGAGGCUGAGGGCCGGAGCGAGUCCACAUGGACCGACGAUGUGCAGGACAGGAAGCGGGACUUCCACGGGCGCGACCACUGGACCGAGGCGGAUGGCUGGAGCGAGGCUGCAUGGCAUGCCAAGGCAGAGGAUGACGGCCAACGCGGGUGGCAAGGAGGUGGGUGGUGGUCAGGUGGUUGGAGGGAGCCACGCGGCCGCGCCAUCUACAGAGGUGGUCGCUUUGGAAAGAGCAAGGGGCGCGGCAAGGAUACCCAGGGCGGUGAGUAUGUCCACGGAGGGUAUCGCGAUGCUGCUGGCAAGGUGCACGAGCCACGAGACAAAGACUUGGUCAUGUAUGGAGACGGCCGGGCACGCAAGCGGACUCGCGGCAGCGGGGCAGACAAGGCGGCGACGCAGCGGGCCCAGGAGGAGCAGAACACCCUCGCGUGGAAGGCCAUGAACAAGAUGGCGGACGUAGUUCUCAACAGGAGCUUGGUUUCUUGGACCAGAAUGGCGCACGAGCUCAUUUGGGAGCACAUGUUCCUGGGCACGGAGCUGCCCGUGCUUGAGCCCGGCAGCGCGCUGCCGCAAGGGAGCGAGCCGGGGGACUGGUUGCUGCUGCCGCCUAAGCAGGUCCAGCGGAUCGCGGCAGGGGAUGCAGAUAUUUGGGUGAACCCUGGUGGGCAGGCGGUGUUGCGGUGGGACUACGUCUCUACGCACGACGUGUCAAACGUGCGCAGCAUGCUGUAUGUACACAGGAGGACCGGAAACUUCAUGAUGGUGCGCGGAUUCCCCAACGUGCCGGUCAUUCUGACUGUGAACGCUGCGCAUCAACCAUCGGCGCACACCCUGCUCGUUGAGGCGCUCACAUGUGGGGGCGAGGUGGUGAGGCGGGUGGGGUUCCAUGCCAAUCAGGCGCCGAUCCACUUGGCGACUCUGGCCUGGCUUUGCAAGGACACGCUGGCCAGCAAGGGCAGGAUCAGCCUUCAGACAGAGCUGCGAUUCAUCGGCAGCCGCAGCCACGCGCCCAUGUGCCCGGUCUUGUGGGCGCCAUUCACCCAGCGCAAGCCGACACGCCGGGUGAUCAAGAAGAUGCCGCGGGCCACAGUGCUCCUUCACGAGGCGUGCUUUCCACCAGCUAUCCUGGACGUGGCCAUGGUUGAGCAGGUCUUCCGCAGCGACUCCUCGGACGACGGCGUGCCGACUGUUGCUGGUGCGCCAUUGACCAUGACCUCAGCCGAGCUUGUGGGAGGCGAGCUGGGAGAGGUGCAGAAGUACUUGGUGGUGCAGAAGGGUUGCCUGGGUGACAACUUUGAGCCCGUCCGCUCCCAGCAGGCUGCCAACUGGAAGUUGAGGCUGGCCAGCAUCAGCGGGCUGGCCGCGGCGGAGGCAGGCACGCUGGUAAGCCUGAUUGGCACUGGGCCGUGGACAGACGAGGAGAAGCUGCAGCUAUCCUCCGCAGUGAACCAGUCCCUCCUCGCAUCGAGCGGUGUGUCAGGUUCCAGGCGCCGGCCCAACCAGAAUCUGGAUGACAUAGGGCCCUACUUGACUGCCGGUGACUUGGGCAUGCUUGCGGAUGGGUCGGCGGCUUCCUUGAGCAAGCUAGACGUGCUUGCCCAGAGAAUGACAAACCUCGGGUUGCAUCUCCCCACUGAGAGCACAUACAGGAAUGUCCUUGCUGUGGCACGCAGCAAAGGGUUGGCCGCGGAGGACGCCAAGACAAUGUACACCUUUGUCCUGGAGCUCAAGCGCCUCGUCAAAACCAAGGCCAAAAAAAUGGGUGCUUGCCAACCACACAUUGUGGCGUACCCGGCGCACCCCAGUGAGUUGCCACAGUCAAUCUUCUCCGGUGCCUACACUGAGGCUGACCCACCCCUUGGAGGGCCUUCUGGGGUGGCAAUGUGUGACAGCCAAGUUGCCCUGAGGCGCAGCAACAAGCUGGUGCGGCUGGACACCAACAGCAUCAUGCCCUUCCAGCAGUCAGCAAGCUCAUCCAGCGGGGGGAACAUGGACCCUCUCAUGGCAAUCUUCAGUGCGCUCCAGCAGUUCAUGCCAAACCAGCAACAGCAGAAGUCCGAAGGGCAGGUCAAGGGGCUGACCAUCUUCAAGGCUGCAGCAAACGGCCAAAGUAGCGCUCGAACACCAAGCAUGACCGCACCUGCCAAACCGGUGAUGCCUCUGGUGGAUGACACCCUGCCAGAUGCAUCUCAGAAAGCAAGUUCUUCAGGCGCGGCUGACCCAGCAAAGGCUGCCAACUCGGCAGCUGACGAGACGGUGGAGCCCAUGGAGUUGCCCUCACUUGUUGGGGUUGAAGAGCAGUCCGAGCUUGUCCUCAAAGCGCUCGCAGACCGAAAGAAAGCUAAUGAGGUCAAGAAGCCUGCCCCUAAGGUCAAGUGGGGCGACAACCCUGCUGAGCGCUGGCUCAAUUGCCUGAAGGCCAUCGAGAAGGGUGACAUCAAGUGCGGCAUAUCGCAACUGUUCAAGCAAUUGACCCGCCUCUUUUUCACGGCGCCUACCAGCCUGAGGGACGGAGUCAUGCUUUCCAUCGGCCAGAGCUCGGCGAUGUUCUUUGGGCAACUGGGCCUUGUGGUAGCUGAUGAAGUUGCCCUGAAACAGCUUUGGAGUUUCCGAGGGGCUUCUGCAACAUUGCCCUGUUUCUUUUGUCGAAAUGUAUGCAGCUGGUCGUCGCAACUGCACGAGCACGACGACUCCGGCAGUCUGGUGCCUUUGACGGUCUCAACUCUUGAUGCAGUUGUGCAACAUACAAAUGAGACCUUGCUGGAGGCAGCUUCCUUGCUGCUCCGGAGGAAGCCAGCCCUUUCCAAGACGGCCUUCACUUCUUUGGAGCAAAGCGUGGGCUUGACCUUCAGCCCAGAGGGCGCGUUGUGGAGCAAUGGCCUUUUCAAUGACAUGAGUGGAGGCGGGCCAUUGACAUGCACCCAGUACGACUGGAUGCAUUGCUUCCUCGUGUCUGGAAUUUGGAACACGGAGGCGGGCCUGUUGUUUGGUGCCCUGGCGGGAACGGCUGCGAACUGCGUAUCUUUUGACUCUUGGCUUCAAAGCUGUGUGUGGCCAAAAUCCCUGAGCUCGCGCGGUGUGACAGGCAAACAGGCGCUGAAGAAGAGAACAGCAACCGAUUCGUCCGACGUCAAGACAUCGGCCUCGGAAGGGCUGACCCUGUACCCCUUGUUGAGGCUGUUUCUGAUGGAGACGCUUGAGGCUCCUGAUGCGAGCGUUGCGCCUGCGGUGCAGUCGUACUACGCGCUAAGCAGGGUUUUGGACUUGCUUGUGCGACUUCGAAAUCAUUCGGUAGACAGCUCUGAGCUUAGGGCAGCCAUCAGCGCCCACUUGCAGAGGAGACUUCUGGUCUACGGACCAUCUGCUUUUACGCCCAAGUGUCACUAUGCGUUGCACUUUCCCUCGUUUGUGGACUCUCACGGCCGCUUGGUCGCGUGCUGGACGCACGAGCGUAAGCAUAAGGAAGUGAAGCGGCACGGCAACCAGCUGGCCAACGCCAACAAGAGCUUGUCCUUUGAGAAGUCGUUGCUGUCUCAGGCAGUGCUUUCGCAGCUGCUGCACUUGAAGGAGUUCAGCGCAGUGGGGGGCGUGCAGUUGGUGGCUCCACAAGACGCGUCCAGUGACAUCGCCAGCAGCAUCAGGACGUUUCUGGGCGAAGAUGCUCAAGCUCAGGUCAGCGCAUCUUUGGAAGCCAUGCUGAAGCAUGGAGAGCUGUGCGCCAGGGGUGAUGUGGUCCUUGCCCAUUCUUCUGACGAAGGCAAAUUUAUUGGCAUGGUGUGGUUUCAUGUAUCCAUCUCCGGCGCUCAUUUCACUUUGUUGGCAAAGUGGCACGCCCUGGGCAGAAAUGUUUUCAAGAUGCUGGAUGCGCCGUCGUGGGUCGAGACCGUCAACGUGUCUAGGUGCUGCAUGGUGCUGCUGUGCUUCAAGUUGUCUAUAAGUCUCGCUUGCAGCUACCAAGUCACCGGACAGCAGUCCGGGCUGCGAGGAAUACUAAGUGCCAUGCCUUCCAAGGCGUGCUCGGUGGCUCUUGCCAGCGCUGGCGCCUAUGCGGCUGCCCAGGCCUUCCUGACUCCAUCUGCACCGCAGGUGAGCCGGGAACAGCAGGUGCGGCACCUGCGCCAGCAGCCGGCUGAGGCAGCCACUUCCUCCUCCUGCGCCUCUGCAGGGGCGCUGGCGCUUGGCGUGGCUGGGGUGGCAGCGGCGACCGCGCAGAGCAAGCGCGCCGUGCGGCGCCAGGUGGUCCGUCAGGCCACGGCCACCGCAGAGAAGACAGAGAAGGCCUUCGCAAAGAUGCCGGCGUCCGUGAAGCCAGGAGUGGUCACGGGCAAGGCGCUGGUGGACCUGCUGAACUACGCCAAGGAGAACGAGUUCGCCAUCCCUGGCGUGAACUGCGUGAGCAGUAGCUCCAUCAACGCCUGCAUGGAGGCGGCAAAGAAGGCCAAGGGCACCGUCAUGGUGACCUUGUCUCGUGGCGGCGGCCAGUUCAUUGCCGGCAAGGCUGCGGACAACACCGACGAUGCUGCCUGCAUUGCGGGCACCGUGGCGGCAGCGCUCCACGUGCGACAGGUGGCCAAGCUCUACGGCGUGCCUGUGAUCCUCCACACGGACCACUGCCAGAAGGCCUGGCUGCCAUGGUUCGAUGGCCUCAUGGAAGCAAACGAGGAGUACUUCAAGCUGCAUGGCGAGCCCCUCUUCUCGUCCCACAUGCUGGACCUGUCGGAGGAGCCUUUGGAGGAGAACAUUGCCAUUUGCAAGAAGUACUUGGAGCGAAUGGCCAAGAUCGACAUACUGCUGGAGAUGGAGUUGGGUGUGACUGGCGGCGAGGAGGAUGGCGUGGACAACACGGAUGUGGACUCUUCCCGUCUCUACACGCAGCCUGAGGAGGUUUGGCAGGUCUACGAGGAACUCUCCUCCGUGCCCAACGGCAACUUCACAGUGGCAGCUGCCUUCGGCAACGUGCACGGGGUCUACGCCCCGGGCAACGUGGACCUGAAGCCGGUGAUCCUGCACAACACUCAGAAGUACGUGAAGGAGAAGCUGGGCUGCGAGAGCGACAAGCCCAUGUCCUUUGUCUUUCACGGCGGUUCGGGCUCCUCGCUUGAGGACAUCCGCUAUGCCAUUGAGGCGGGCGUGGUGAAGAUGAACAUCGACACCGACACCCAGUGGGCCUUCUGGGAUGGCAUGAACCAGUACCAGAAGAAGAACAAGGACUACCUGCAGGCCCAGAUCGGCAACCCGGAGGGGCCUGAGAAGCCCAACAAGAAGUACUACGACCCUCGCAUGUCCCUGCGAGCGGGCGAGGAGGUCAUGGCAGACCGUCUGGUGCAGUGCAUGGAGGCAAAGAAGAAGAUCCCCUUCACCGAGGCCGGCGGGAAGUUGGGCACGCAGCGCAGCUGGCGCCGUGCGUCGGUGAGUUGGUGCGGAUUUGGAAGUGCGAGUCGGCGGGUAGAGUCACGCAUGCCAGAGUUUUGGAUCAAGAGCCCGAGUUUUUCGCACCUGCCGGGAAUACUCAGUGCCAUGCCGUCCAAGGCGUGCUCGGUGGCUCUUGCCAGCGCUGGCGCCUAUGCGGCUGCCCAGGCCUUCCUGACUCCAUCUGCACCGCAGGUGAGCCGGGAACAGCAGGUGCGGCACCUGCGCCAGCAGCCGGCUGAGGCAGCCACUUCCUCCUCCUGCGCCUCUGCAGGGGCGCUGGCGCUUGGCGUGGCUGGCGUGGCAGCGGCGACCGCGCAGAGCAAGCGCGCCGUGCGGCGCCAGGUGGUUCGUCAGGCCACGGCCACCGCAGAGAAGACAGAGAAGGCCUUCGCAAAGAUGCCGGCGUCCGUGAAGCCAGGAGUGGUCACGGGCAAGGCGCUGGUGGACCUGCUGAACUACGCCAAGGAGAACGAGUUCGCCAUCCCGGGCGUGAACUGCGUGAGCAGCAGCUCCAUCAACGCCUGCAUGGAGGCGGCAAAGAAGGCCAAGGGCACCGUCAUGGUGACCUUGUCUCGUGGCGGCGGCCAGUUCAUUGCCGGCAAGGCUGCGGACAACACCGACGAUGCUGCCUGCAUUGCGGGCACCGUGGCGGCAGCGCUCCACGUGCGACAGGUGGCCAAGCUCUACGGCGUGCCUGUGAUCCUCCACACGGACCACUGCCAGAAGGCCUGGCUGCCAUGGUUCGAUGGCCUCAUGGAGGCAAACGAGGAGUACUUCAAGCUGCACGGCGAGCCCCUCUUCUCGUCCCACAUGCUGGACCUGUCGGAGGAGCCUUUGGAGGAGAACAUUGCCAUUUGCAAGAAGUACUUGGAGCGAAUGGCCAAGAUCGACAUACUGCUGGAGAUGGAGUUGGGUGUGACUGGCGGCGAGGAGGAUGGCGUGGACAACACGGAUGUGGACUCUUCCCGUCUCUACACGCAGCCUGAGGAGGUUUGGCAGGUCUACGAGGAACUCUCCUCCGUGCCCAACGGCAACUUCACGGUGGCAGCUGCCUUCGGCAACGUGCACGGGGUUUAUGCCCCGGGCAACGUGGACCUGAAGCCGGUGAUCCUGCACAACACUCAGAAGUACGUGAAGGAGAAGCUGGGCUGCGAGAGCGACAAGCCCAUGUCCUUUGUCUUCCACGGCGGUUCGGGCUCCUCGCUUGAGGAUAUCCGCUAUGCCAUUGAGGCGGGCGUGGUGAAGAUGAACAUCGACACCGACACCCAGUGGGCCUUCUGGGAUGGCAUGAACCAGUACCAGAAGAAGAACAAGGACUACCUGCAGGCCCAGAUCGGCAACCCGGAGGGGCCUGAGAAGCCCAACAAGAAGUACUACGACCCUCGCAUGUCCCUGCGAGCGGGCGAGGAGGUCAUGGCAGACCGUCUGGUGCAGUGCAUGGAGGACCUGAAGUGCAUUGACCGCCUUUGA
Effrenium voratum is the source of this 10563-nucleotide messenger RNA. Lineage: Eukaryota; Dinophyceae; Suessiales; Symbiodiniaceae. The record is from the annotation of a GenBank genome assembly.